AUGUCUUUAUCUGCUUCCGCUUUGACUUCCGAGUCUUCCCCUUCCUCACAUUCAUCAUCGUCGGAACUCAACAACAACAGCAUGAACCACAAACAACAUUAUGAAUCCAAUUCCAAAUCCUCUUCACACCACAACAUCUCAAAUACAAAAACAAUGGAUAUUCUGAAAAAAACAUUUUCAAUUUCCAAUAUGGAUAGAGAUUUAAAACACUUUGAAUGUAGAGAUCCAUUUAAUUCUUCAAAUAUUAUUAAGGGAUAUAUGAUUAUUAAACAUGGCAAAUUUAAUGGUUCAAUGAUUAUUGAUAAUAUUAAUCAUAUUGAUUUAAAUACUCCAAAUAUAGUAUAUAAUAUUCCCAAUUUGAAUUACUUGUAUCCUAAAAAACAAAAAAAACAAAAAGGCAUGUCCUUAUUACCUGAAUCUCAUUUCAAAUCCAUGAAAGGAUUGUUCUAUUACUGUUUUAUGAAGAAGUGGAAUGGAUCCAAUAUUGUUUUAUACAAGUAUAGAAAUCAUGAAGGGGAAUUAUUUAUCAGUGCAAAAACCAAAGGAACACCAAUUGUUGAGAAUAAUGAAAAAUACAAGAUCAAGUUCUUUGAUUUGACUAUCAAGUGUUUGAAAAAGUUAAACAUGUUGUUGAUAGAAGAAGAAUCCAAUAGUUUCAAGAUUAGAACAACCACGUCAGUAACAACCCCAUCUACAACAAUCACAUCAACAACAAUCACACCCCCAUCCAUGAAUCAUGAUGACAUUUAUUUUAAACAUUUCAUUGAGAAUGAUCAAAUCAAUUCCAUUUCAUGUGAAUUGUGUGGAUAUGAAGAACCUCAUUUGGUCAAGUAUGAUUUUGAUAUUGAAUUGAAACCAUUGUUGUUUUUGUAUCAGGAUGGAUCUAUUCAACCAUGUGUUGCAUUAAUGAUGAAUGAUCAUGAUGAUUCAAGAAUGAACUCUACCACCACUAAUACCACCACUAAUACCACCAUCGCAUCCACAGAUGAUCCUAUGAAGAAUGUCAUCAUGAUGGACAUCUCAUCACACAUUCCAGAGAACAAUCUACCCUAUGCGAUUCAUAUACACAACAGUAGUAGUAGUAGUAGUAGUAGUAGUGAUACAGAUAGCACUCCAACAACAGCUCACAAUUCUAGUAAGGCUACUACCACCAAUACCACUAAUAGUAGUAGUAGUAAUAAUAAUAACAAUAAUAACAAUAAUAAUAAUAUUAACACCACCAAUACAAACACCAUCAUGAUUAAUCAUCUCUAUGAAUAUAGCAAUAAUUAUCAACAACUCGUCUUUCAUAUCCAAUCACUACAAGAGUAUAAUCUCAAAUUGAAUGAAGCCUUUAGAAAGGAACAUGAUUUACCUCAUCGUUAUGAAUACAAUCAUUUCAUUACUGAGGGAAAUGUCUUGUACUUGUUAAAUAAGAAUUUGAAGUGUGUGGAUCGAAAUUUCAUUUACAAAGUGAAACCAAGUGAUGUGGAAAAUGUUCAUUGGGAAACAUUUGGUGAAAAACACAAAGCACUUGUGGAUGAAGCAUUAAAAAAGAUUGAUUUGAGAGGUUUAGAAUUGACAGAGGAUCACUUAAAGAGAGAAUUAGAUACCGUUGGAGAGAAGGGUUGGAGUAAAUUUGGAAAUGCCAUGAUCAAGUAUGUCCAAGAACAUCACAAGAGACAAGUUGUGUUGUUGAAUGGACAUGUUGCCACGACUACAACUACGGGUAAGAGAAAGAAUGUACCAAAUGAUCCAACAUCAACAACUUGUGAUGAGACCACGACGAGUACUCACGAGCAUGAUGAUGAGACGAUCGAGGAGGGUGAUGAUGACUCUGCAGAUUCCGUGCAUCCAAAGAAACAAAAGAAGGAAUAA
Molecule: messenger RNA, 1857 nt
Organism: Naegleria fowleri
Lineage: Eukaryota; Heterolobosea; Eutetramitea; Acrasida; Naegleriidae
Exons: 1
Coding region: 1-1857 (618 amino acids)
Source: RefSeq, a predicted model, not a curated record